This is a messenger RNA of Pieris macdunnoughi, 2568 nucleotides long. The record is from the annotation of a GenBank genome assembly. NCBI's taxonomy places the organism in Eukaryota, Metazoa, Arthropoda, Insecta, Lepidoptera, Pieridae.
AUGGAUGCAGAAGUUGUUAAAGAGAAUGUAUGGCAAGCUGGCAGUGUGAAAACAAGAUGGGUUGUGCUGGCAGCACUAUGUUCCUGUGUCGCAGUAUUGGUAGCUGCAGUGUGUGAUCAAUCCCUACCUACACCACUCGACCGGUCUGCACCAAAAGACCGCUUCAUAGCAGAGAUUGCAUAUGAGCAUCUGGUCAAUCUCACAUCCAUUGGACCAAGGGUAGCAGGCAGUUAUGAGAAUGAGGUGGCAGCUGUUAAAGUGCUGGUCAAUGCUGCUCGUGGGAUUCAGGCUGCUGCAUCAGCACAUAAUCGAGUCGAGUUUGAUGUAUUCAGGGCUAGUGGUGCCUUUUCACUUACAUUCAUUGAUGGUAUGAGCAACAUAUACCGGGACGUCCAAAGCGUGGUGAUCCGCGUACGAGGGGCCGGGGGCGAAAGCCGAUCCACCCGUCGGAGCGCCCUGUUGCUCAAUUGUCACUAUGACACAGUACCUGAUAGUCCAGGUGCCAGCGACGACGGCGCUGGAUGCGCUGUAGUACUCGAAACACUUAGAGCCCUAGCCGCCUCACCACAUCCGCUUCGCCAUGACGUAGUCGGUCUACUCAACGGGGCUGAAGAAAAUAUAAUGCAGGCAUCCCACGCCUUUGUAACUACGCACCGGUGGGCGAAAUCUUUGCGGGCCUUUAUCAAUAUUGAAGCCUGUGGCGCGGGUGGUCGUGAAAUUCUGUUCCAGGCGGGUCCGAAUGACCCCUGGAUGCUCGAGGUAUACGCGGGCGCAGUACCGCACCCGUUUGCAUCGUCUCUAGCCCAGGAGAUGUUCGAGAGCGGACUCAUCCCCGCUGAUACUGAUUUUCGAAUCUUUCGAGACUUCGCUAACAUUUCCGGUGUGGAUCUGGCAUGGAAUAGCAAUGGAUAUGUGUACCAUACGAGCCUUGAUACGGCGGAUAAAGUGCCACUCGCCACCUUACAGCGCACCGGCGACAACGUGCUUGCGCUCACGCAUGGUCUGCUCAGUAACGAGCGAUUGGAGGCCGCUGCCGAACGUACACGUGCACCAGUGUACUUUGACGUAGUGGGGCGCGUGGUAAUACUUGCGCGGGCGCCUGCCGCCUUCGUAGCCACAAUCUUAGCUUUGGCUACAGUUGUGCUUAAGCUAUACUUAAGCGCCACUCAGGCUAAGCAGCUGUAUAUACCGAGAAUGCGAUGGAUGCGGGUGGUCGGACGUGCGUUGUUGUCGGUGACGCUUGCGCAGUGUUGCGGCCUCGCUGCGUCUAUUGCAGUUGCUCUGGUGUUACAUGUCGGUGGAGCCCGAUUGGCGUUUUAUUCCCGGCCUUGGCUUUUGAUACCGCUCUACUCUGUUCCAGCCGUGGUAGCGUCGUGGUGGGAUGCCCGUCUGACGUGGGGCAAAGCGCAAAGGGGCGGGGGCGUGGCCACAAUAGCGCGUGGGGAAUGGACGCUACGGGCGUGGCAUGACGCGCUAUGCCUCGCAGCCGCUAUCUUACUCGCAGCUGGAGCUUCUUUAGGACUGCGCAGCGCCUUCGUAGUAUUUCUGUGGACGUUGCCAGCGGGCGCGGACGUCAUUUGCGUACUCCUUGGCGUACAAGGAGCUCCGCGAGUGGUGUGUGGGGCGUUCGCCGCUGCAUUACCCGCGCUACAGACCGCAUACCUGGCCGUGGCGUCACUCAAUAUGUUUGUCCCGGUCAUGGGACGCGCUGGGACUUCGCCUCUACCACCAGAUGUGAUAAUGGCAGUACUGGUUGGUGCGCUCACGCUGACGUUGUUCAGUUGGAUGCUGCCGCUCGUAGUUGCUGCUAAACAGCCGCAAAAACUGAUACGACUCGGCUGGGCGGUCACCUUAUGCACGGUCGUACUUGUACUUUGUACUCCACUUGGAUUUCCAUACAGCGAGGCACGACCGCAACGCUUCAUGGUGUUCCACACACGACGAACGGAACACUCACACACGCCCACAGACACAUUAUUGUAUUGGCUUCCCGCGUUGGACGCGAACACGCCACAAUCGGUAUACGCGCACGUGCCCGAAGUGGCGUACGCGCCCGCCGCCUGUUCCGACAAACUCUACUGCGGGGCCCCGUACUACCUCCCCGUCAUAUCCCUGGUGGCUCGCGGCCAUGAACUUCCCGCUCUGGAGGAACCGAAAACGUCACUCAACGCCAGUGCCGAAGUUAUAGGCGAGGGACCGUCCCGCGAUUUAAAACUUAAACUGCACGGCCCCAACCAUAUAGUCGUAAUUUUAUCGCCUGUCACCGGAUUUAUCUCGUGGUGUCAGACUGGAGAGUUUAGAAUAAUCCCCCAGCCAGGUCCCGAAUGGAAUAACAGGCAGACCUACUUCCUCUCCCUCCACGACGCUCUGAGUCCAGCCCCGUGGGAACUGUUAUGUCGCAUCGAGUCUCACGUUAACGGCUCGAAAUGGGUAGAUAUAUCUGUGGCGGGGCAUAGUAUGUCCGGUGAGUCGAAACAUAGCGAAGCGCAUGCGCAGUUGUUGUCGCGCUUUCCGAAUUGGUCCGCUGUUACGGGUUGGGGAGUACAUUUACAUCUCUUUUCCCUAUAG